This is a messenger RNA of Ictalurus punctatus (channel catfish), 1893 nucleotides long. RefSeq names its product checkpoint kinase 1 (gene chek1). Gene Ontology annotation, biological process: microtubule cytoskeleton organization; protein phosphorylation; DNA damage checkpoint signaling. Gene Ontology annotation, molecular function: tau-protein kinase activity; protein serine/threonine kinase activity; ATP binding. Gene Ontology annotation, cellular component: cytoplasm. The coding region runs from base 191 to 1591 and encodes 466 amino acids. The transcript has 13 exons. The record is from RefSeq and is a predicted model, not a curated record. NCBI's taxonomy places the organism in Eukaryota, Metazoa, Chordata, Actinopteri, Siluriformes, Ictaluridae.
GGUUGCGUUCGUACUAAACGCGCCAAAUUGGUAAAGCAGACAGUAAGAACGAAUUAUAGUAAUAAACAGCACAGUUUUUUUUUUUUCUUAUUGUCUGAUUUGUCAGUCGUACUCCUUGUCUGUGUAGUCAUAUGGAAGAAUCUCCUGUUACCCGAAACUGUACCUCCACAGAGCUGGAAAACUGAAGAUCAUGGCAGUGCCUUUCGUUCAGGACUGGGAUCUGGUGCAGACUCUAGGCGAGGGCGCUUAUGGCGAGGUCCGCCUGCUGGUCAACAGGAAGACUGAGGAGGCAGUGGCGGUGAAAGUUGUGGACAUGUCUACUGCCAAGGACUGUAUGGACAACGUGAAGAAAGAGGUGUGUGUGCACAAGAUGCUGUCCCACCCCAAUAUAGUGCGCUUCUAUGGGCACAGGAGUGAGGGAUCAAUCCACUACAUCUUCCUGGAGUAUUGCAGUGGCGGCGAGCUGUUCGAUCGAAUAGAGCCGGAUGUAGGAAUGCCGGAAAAGGAAGCUCACAGGUUUUUUCAGCAGCUAAUAGCUGGAGUGGAAUAUCUCCACAGUACCGGAAUCACACAUCGAGACAUCAAGCCAGAAAACAUCCUGUUAGAUGACAAAGAUAAUCUGAAGAUCACAGAUUUCGGGCUGGCCACCAUGUUCCGGCACCGUGGCCGCGAGCGUAAGUUGGCCCGCCUGUGUGGAACGCUGCCCUACGUGGCUCCAGAGCUGAUGUCCCGUUCCGAGUUUAACGCUCAGCCUGCAGACGUCUGGGCCUGCGGCAUCGUUCUCACUGCCAUGCUGGCUGGAGAGUUACCAUGGGACCAACCGAGCGAGAGCUGUCAGGAGUAUUCUGACUGGCUUCAGAAGAACACCUACCUUACACCAUGGAAGAAGAUCGAUUCCAUGCCUCUUGGUCUGUUAACAAAGAUACUGCUCCAUAGUCCUGAGGACCGGAUCACCAUUCCUGAGAUCAAAAAGCACCGCUGGUUCAGCAGGAGCUUCAAAUCAGGGGGAAAACGCCAGACUGACGUCCACGGACCACUAACCAAGAUGCUGCGUUCUGACUCUGUGAGAUUUCAGCUAGCACGAACGAACAGUGAUGAGCGGGCGCAGAUUUCCAGCUCUCAGCCGGAGCCACAGGGCUUGUGGGAGGUCAGGGAAGACGUGGUGCACACUGAGGGAGCUCAGGUCAGCUUUUCACAGCCUGCUUGCCCUGAUCACAUGCUAUUAGGAAGCCAACUGCUGGGCACACCAGGUGCUAGCCAGAGCCUAUGGCAGAGGUUAGUGAGAAGGAUGACCAGGUUCUUCACUACCCUGGAGGCAGAGGCGUCCUGCACAGCCCUGCGUGACACCUGUAUUAGCUUGGGUUACACGUGGAAACAGAGCUGUACCAACCAGGCAACAGUGUCCACAAUGGAUCGCCGUAACAAUAAGCUUAUCUUCAAAAUCCACUUCCUGGAAAUGGAGGAACGUAUUCUUGUAGAUUUCAGACUAUCGAGGGGUGAUGGUUUGGAAUUCAAGACAAUAUUCGUGAAACUCAAACAGAAGCUGACGGACAUCAUAAGUAACCAAAGGGUUCCUACAGUUUUUACAUGAUGAAGUAAAUCACCUUGGUUCAGUAUUGAUACUCUACAUUAUAUACUCUGCGUAUUAUGUUUGAUUCUUACUUUAUAUGAUACCCUUGUUUCUAGUGUUUCCAGUUUGUUAGCAUGAAUAAGGAAUGUGAAAGCAUUGUAUAGGGUUGCAAAGGCUAACUUUUGAGUUUGCGCGCCCCCCCCCCCCCACACACACACACACUGUGAAGUUUUAAGACCACCCCUUGUUUCUUGCUCACUUGUUUUAAAGUUUUAUCCUGCUGUUACUGUUUGAAAAAGAUAAGAAUAAAUAUUUCCAAAAAC